AUGUCGGGCGAUGCCGAAGCACAGAGUAAUGACAGGCCUCGGAGCUUCCGGCAGCUCGGCUCACACCCGGCCUUCUCUAUCUCGAGUUGGAUAUUCUGCUCUAGUCUGACAGUUCUCCUCAACAAGUGGCUAAUGUCCACAGUCGGCUUCAAAUAUCCCAUAACCCUAACCUCCUGGCACCUCCUCUUCGCCAGCCUAGUCACUCAGCUCCUCUCCCGGACAACCCCCCUCCUGGACGCCCGCCGCACCGCCAAGAUAACAGGCCGCCUCUACCUCCGCGCCGUCGUCCCCGCCGCCCUCGCCCACGCCGCCGCCCUCGCCUGCACCAACCUGGCCCUGGCGCGCCUCAGCCUCGCCCUGGCGACCGUCCUCCGCGCCGCCUGGCCCGUCGCGUCCCUCCUCGCCGCCUGGGCCCUCGGCCUCGACAACCCGCCGCUCCGCCGCGCCCUCUACGCCCUCGCCGUCCUCCCCGGCGUCGCCCUCGCCGUCGUCGCCCGCCCCGCCGGCUCGGACUCGGACUCGGAAUCCGCCGGCCUCCUCUUCGGCGCCGGGGCCGUCGUCCUCGACGCCCUGCACGCGGCCGUUGCGGCGGCGCUGCUGCUCUCCUCCGGGGAUGGGGCCCCGGGCGCGGGCGCGGGCGUGGGGCUCGACCCGCUCGUCGCGCUGUACUACACCGCGCCCGUGUCGGCCGCCGCGACCUCCCUGGCGGCGCUGGCCGUCGAGUGGCGCGCCUUCGACCCCGCCGACCUGGCCAGGGCCGGGCUCUUGACGCUGCUCGCGAGCGCCGUCGCGUCGUUUGUGCUGGCCGUCGCUGGCGCGUUUGUGACAACCAAGACCUCCAAACCCACCAUAUCCACAGCCUCCCUCCUCCGAGACUUCCUCCUAAUCGCCGCCUCCGUCAUCGUGUGGCGCACCCACCUGACCCCCCCGCAACUCCUCGGCUACGCCCUCGCCUGCGUCGCCGUCGUGCACUACUCGCUCGGCUGGGAGCAGAUGGCCGCGCGCUCGGCCGCCGGGUGGGCUUACGCCAGGGAGGUGGCGGCCGCCGAGCCCGACGAGGUGCGCCGGUCCCUGGCGGCCCGGAAGAGCCUCGUCGUGGCGCUGGCGGCCACGGCUGCCGGGUUGCUUACCGUCGGGUACGUGUUUAGUGGGGCGGGUGCUAGUGUUGCGAUGAGCGCGAGGGCGGGCUAG
Messenger RNA from Phialemonium atrogriseum, 1191 nucleotides. Its product is annotated as triose-phosphate transporter family-domain-containing protein. The transcript is spliced from 5 exons. Gene Ontology annotation, molecular function: antiporter activity. Lineage: Eukaryota; Fungi; Ascomycota; Sordariomycetes; Cephalothecales; Cephalothecaceae. The record is from RefSeq and is a predicted model, not a curated record. Gene Ontology annotation, cellular component: Golgi apparatus; trans-Golgi network; endosome. The coding region runs from base 1 to 1191 and encodes 396 amino acids.